ACACCGACUCUGCUGUCUGUAGGCUAACAUUAAAGGACAUUGCGCGGUUAAUGACUAGAUACAAGGAUUGCAAGAAUGAGAAACUUAAUACUUACAGCGCUUCUUUCGGUCAUUGUUGUGGUGUCAGGAUACGUGGAGGAACUCGAUGACAAGUUUAAGGAAUACCGACAGGAUGAACUCUGGCUGGUGGAGUUUUAUGCUCCAUGGUGCGCAUACUGUCACACAUUUGAGCCUAUAUGGUAUGAAGUUGGUGCAGAGCUGAAGAGUCUGGGCUCUCCUGUUAAUGUCGGCAAGAUGGAUACCACAGAGCACACAAGCAUUGCUUCAGAGUUUAAUAUUCGUGGAUAUCCAACCAUAAAACUAUUUAAAGGAGACCUGUCUUUUGACUACCAAGGGCCAAGAACAAAGGAUGCUAUUAUUGAAUUUACCAAUAGAGUUGCAGGUCCUGUGGUAAGACCACUCUCUAGUGUUCAGUUGUUCCAGCAUGUUAUGAGUCGUCAUGAUCUUAUCUACGUUUACAUUGGAGGGGAGUCGCUUCUUAAGAAGGAAUACUAUAAAGCUGCAACUGAGUAUAUUGUCCACACUUAUUUUUUCUCUGCAUCUGAGGAAAUCCUUCCAAAGGCAGUCACUCUGCAUGAUGUUCCCGUUGUUGCUGUGUUCAAAGAUGGCACGUACUACCUCUACAAUGAAUUUCUUGAUGGUGAUCUGUCUUUCUGGAUAAAUCGAGAACGUUUUCCCACUUACUUCCAAAUCGAUAGCUUCAGUCUGUACCAGAUGGGAGAACAAAGUAAACUUGUGGCAUUGGCAGUAGUAGAUGAGAAAAAUCCAUCUGAAGAAAGCAUUCGUUACAAAACUCUGAUGGAAAGGCUGUCUACUGAAUACAGAGAUCAUUAUAAAAGUGAUUACCAGUUUGGUUAUAUGGAUGGUAAUGAAUAUAUAAACGGUUUAAUUAUGGGAGAAGUUGUGAUCCCCUCCAUAAUUGUGCUGAAUAUGACCAUUGAUGGAUACUAUCUACCAGAAAGUAAGAUUGAGACCAUUGAAGAUUUACUUCGCUUUCUCAACAGCGUUCUGGAUGGCAGCACUUCGCUACUCGGAGGAAAUGGGGUUUUGCAGUGCAUUAAGAGAACUUUCUUUAAAGCGAAGUCUACUGUGGUGUCAAUGUUCCAGACAGCUCCGAUCUUCUCCUGUUUUGUGUGUGGACUGCCUGUGGGCAUAGCUGUAAUGGUUAUCUGGGCUACAUGUACUGCUGUACCAACAUAUGAUGAAAAACCUGAGGAAGGAGCUACAGCCAGUCCUGCUUUGGAUGCACACGGGAAGAAAGCAACAGAAUUGCAGCCUGGCAGCACAGAAAAAACCUCUGAAGCAAAGAAAGAGGAUUAACAUGGACUGUUUAUUUAGGAUCAUGUUAAUCUGUAACAUCAUAGUAUUUAAUACUGCUUUCCCCAUUUUUAUAAAUUGUUUUCCCGGUCUGCAUUGUUGAUAUUGGGGUUGGUUUCUUUAUCAAAUAAAGUUCAAAUAACUUAAUCAA
This is a messenger RNA of Rhinichthys klamathensis goyatoka, 1528 nucleotides long. RefSeq names its product thioredoxin related transmembrane protein 3a (gene tmx3a). Gene Ontology annotation, cellular component: endoplasmic reticulum. NCBI's taxonomy places the organism in Eukaryota, Metazoa, Chordata, Actinopteri, Cypriniformes, Leuciscidae. Gene Ontology annotation, molecular function: protein disulfide isomerase activity. Gene Ontology annotation, biological process: peptidyl-cysteine oxidation. The record is from RefSeq and is a predicted model, not a curated record. The transcript is spliced from 16 exons. The coding region runs from base 76 to 1380 and encodes 434 amino acids.